AUGAGUCUCGCACGUCCGGCCCGAUGCCUCUUCUGCAGCUUCUCGCGUGCGGCCUCCGCCGGCCCUCGCGUGCCUAGUCGCCAGUUCCACUUGUCAUCGAUACAGCUCUCCGAUCGGAAACCGAAGGUCCCUGAAGUCAACAAGGCCCCCGAAGGAAAGACCCUGGAUGAAAUCUACCGGGAAGUGAAGCUCGACGACUUCAAGCACUACACCGAGGAGGAAAAGGCCGCCCUCCGGGAAGAAUACUCGCCCGAACAGAUCGCCGCCAUUGAGGCCGGUGAGAAGGCCAUUGACCCCAAAGACCUGGCUGAACAGUUCCGUCUUCGUCGGGAUCCCAUGAGAUUGAAGUAUCUCGAUGAUUUCUCGGUCAUUGAACCCGGCGUCGACAAGCACGUUCGCGCCCCCAAGUCCAACUCCGACUACAACGCGACAUUCAAGACCGAGGAUGAUUUCAUGGAAGACUUUGCCCGCUUCUUCGCCGAAUCAUCGGAGGAUCCCCAGCCGGCAGAUUUCGUACGAUUCCUCGAGACCACCCGGGUGACUCACGGCAAGGAGGAGAACGAGCUCAACGGACACAGCGCGCUCGCACCCAAUCUCUUGAACGAUGGGGAGACCUUGGAACACAUGGGCGACGAGGUGGUGGCAAGGCCGCAAUACCGCACAAAGACUGGGGAGCUUACGUUCUUGAACCCCGACGAACCCAACGAGGCGGAGAAGAGACUCUUCCAGGUCACGGGCUUCGGUAGAGAUUACCUCAAGUCUCUGUACAUCAAGGACCUCGUUAUUCGCCGUGUCAGCAACCAGACUCGACUGGGUAAGGUCCCAAGUAUGUCCGUCGUUACGGUCGCCGGUAACCAGAACGGUCUUAUGGGUAUCGGAAUCGCCAAGUCCGAUGAAAUUAUCGAUGCCUGCCAACAAGCUCGCGCUCGGGCUGUCAAGAACAUGCAACCUGUGCCGCGCUACGAGAAGCGGACCAUCUUCGGUGACGUCGAGGGCAAGGUCGGAGCUGUGCAGUUGAAGUUGAUGCACCGCCCCCCAGGUUUCGGUCUCCGCUGCCAGCAUCUGAUCUUCGAAAUGUGUCGUGCGGCCGGUAUUCACGAUAUCGCAGCCCGUGUCAACCGCUCCAGAAACCCCAUGAACACAGUUAAGGCAGCCUACGAGGCGCUCAUGAGCCAGCGCAACCCCGAGGAUAUUGCCCGUGCCCGGGGUAAGAAGAUGGUCGAUGUACGGGGAGUGUACUAUUCCGGAAGAGGCAUUCAACAGGACAUGUAUGCUCGCCCGGUUCGUGAUCGGGAACAUCGUGAGCGGCCGUCCCGGGAAGCUCGGCGAGCUUGA
Molecule: messenger RNA, 1335 nt
Organism: Aspergillus niger
Lineage: Eukaryota; Fungi; Ascomycota; Eurotiomycetes; Eurotiales; Aspergillaceae
Product: mitochondrial 37S ribosomal protein uS5m
Exons: 2
Coding region: 1-1335 (444 amino acids)
Biological process (GO): translation
Cellular component (GO): ribosome
Molecular function (GO): structural constituent of ribosome; RNA binding
Source: RefSeq, a predicted model, not a curated record